GCCUGCCAGCGGUAGCUUGACUGGAGGGUUUCUCUGCUCGGUGCUGCAUUCACAUCCCAACGCUCAUGUGGUAACAUCCAGCAUUGCUUGGCUUCCCUUCCACGUUGGCCUAACUCCAGGGAUUUGGAAAAGACAGGGCAGACAGACGCUGUGAGAGAGAGGGCAUAUAUGCUGGAGAGAUAAGUUAUUUUAGAACUAGCAGGGGGAAAGAGCAGAAGUCCUGAGAAGAGAAAAGGGGAGAAACAGGUGAGAAAUUAAAGUGUCAAAAAAGGUAGAUUAGCUGACUGUACACAACAAGUCCACUGACAUGGCAGCCAUGGAAGCAAUGGAAUCCACAAGCGCCCAGCUGGAGCCUCAAACCCUCACUGAGAUCUCAGACGAUGAGGUCCACCUCCCGCCCUCGGACGACGAAGACGAUGCCCUCGCAGCUGCUAGGAAAGAACUGGCCACCAUGGGCACGGAGGGCGUUGCUGACGAAGACAAGGACGAGGCAGGAAAGCAAGACCCGCAGGUGAACGGGGUACUGGUGCUGACUUUGCUUGACAAGAUCAUCGGGGCGGUGGACCAGAUCCAGCAGACCCAGAGCGGUCUGGAGUCCAGGCAGCAGGAGAUGGAACGUUCGGUGAACAGCAUUCAGGGAGAGCUCACCAAACUGGCCAAGAGCCACAGCACCACGUCCAACAGCGUCAACAAGAUGAUGGAGAAGGUGGGCAAGGUGAGCGUCAACGUCAAGACUGUGCGGGCCACCCUGGAGAAGCAAGGAGGCCAGAUCAAGAAGCUGGAGAGCAACGAGGCGGAGCUGCUCAAGAGACGCAACUUUAAAGUCAUGAUCUACCAGGAUGAAGUGAAGGUUCCCUCAAAACUCAACAUCUCUAAAUCCAUGAAGGUUUCUGAGUCUGUGUCAGGAAGCAGAGGAGGAAGCAUCCUAGAACUCAAGGAAGCUGUGGAAGAGGAGGAGGGAGGAGAGAAGGCAGACAAGCCCCACAUUGACCUCUCGUCAGAUGAGGAGGGGGUGGAGAUUGAAGAGACCAUUGAGGAAACCCGUGCCGAGCGUAUCAAGCGUAGCAGUCUGCAGCGUGUGCAAACCCUGAAGACAGUCUUCUCAAAGGAGAAGAUCGAUAAGACCAGAGCAAAGACCAAAGAGAAACUGGAAAAGACCAAACAAAAGACAAAGGACAACCUGGAGAGGACAAAGGGCAACCUGGAAAAAACAAGGCAAAAGACCAAGGAUAACUUAGAGAAAACCAAACAAAAGACCAAAGAUAACAUCGAGAAGACGCGUCACAAUAUUGAGAAGAAGAUGGGCAAGCUUGGAACACAAAUGACUGUCAACCCUGAGCGCAAGCAGAAGAUGCAGACAUCUCGAGACAAGGUGAAGAAGGCCUUUACACCAGACCAUGUGGUCUAUGCCCGGUCCAACACGGCGGUGUACAAGGUGCCCCCCUUCACCUUUCACGUCAAGAAGAUCCGGGAGGGCCUCACCGAGGUGGUCCAAGGCACCGAGAUGGUGGAGGUGUCACAGGAGGCAUAUCCAUUCGACGGAGUGGAUGGGGAGGUGGAGGAGGGCGCGGUGGAAGUUGAGAUGGAGAUGAUAAAUGGAGGAGGAGAGGAGGAAGAGGCUGAUGAGGAUGAAGAGGAGGACAACCAAGAUGCUCUGCCAGAGAAUGAAAACAGAGAUAGAGACAGCGACUAGAUGAAGAGUCCGAAAUUUACCAAGAUCCCAACCCAAUUCCUGAGGUUAUUUUGUAAAAAAAAAAAAGGAAUUCUACGUCUUUAAAAAAAAUCCUUUUGGCCAUUACCCCUAUUAGUUACUUUAACUUUGUACUAAAAAGUUAUUGCUGAGAUCCGGGAACAGCCUGACUGAUGGGAGGUGGUGGGUCAGUCGAACGACCAGACAGGCUUAACAAGCCAACACUUGGUACAGGUUAGAUCAAUCCCUAUAUUGCAAGUUAAAGUGUAAAGUAACCAUCCUCCAGCAUAAAGGUCACUUCAGUUCGUUCCCAACUGUCUGACGGUCCCUGUGCAGAUAUAUCAUGUAGUCUCAAAGUUACAGCAUGCAGUGAUGAGCGCACAGAGAAGUAUAUGACAUGUCUCUGCCGUUCAUAGUAGAUCUAAUAAUCCUCUCUGCAUCUUUCAUUAUUGAUUGGGGGUGUUUUUGCACCACAACUUAACUGAUUUUGUUCACUCUUAUUGCUUUCGUCCACUUUGUUUCCAGCUUUUUAGGUGCAAAGACACCGAUACACCCAAUUACCAAUCCUCCCACAAACUGCUCCUUUAAGUUUUCAAAACUUUACCAGAGAGUAGAGGCAGGGCAAGGUAGCGUUCCUUACAAAUUGUACAAUGUGCAUGCAAAACGGCGCCCAGGCGCUCAACCUGACGAUACGUUACAACAUUCCCAGAUCUUAACAGUUAUUUUGGUAAAAAAAAUAUGAUUUCUUUCCUUUAUUUAACUCCAGUUUGUAAACAUAAAAUAAAUCAGUAUGGACGCAAAGUCCUUAACGCAUAUCUUGCUAUAUUUACAAAAGCAUGUAUGUUUAGAACGCAUUUCUGUUCGGAUUGUGUAAAAGAAAAAUGAAAAGAUUACAAAGGAAAAAAAUGGGAGGAGGAAAAAAGAAAAUAACUUUGCUAUUGGCUGAGGAAAGGAGGAGUAGUCGUAGAACUGACAAGAAAGGGAAAUCAUUAGUAAUUAAUUAGUAACAUUAAACAAAUGUGCAAAAUGUGCAAAUUGUCAGAAUUUUCUUUUUGUUUAAAAUAUCCCCAGCACCCAGUUAUAGUGGGAUGAGCACAAAGGAAGGAAUCAUUUCUUUUUCACUGAACGUCAGUAGCAUCUGUUGAAAAUUACCUCAUUGACUGUUGAGUAGUAGAUUUCCGAUGGCCAAAUUUUUUCUAAACACACUGAGUACACAUUGUGCUUAAAAUGGUGAAAUUUAUUUCGUACUGCAUACCACAUACAUAUUCCUUCCACCCUGUUCGUUCUUCAGCUUUAGUGAACUGUUAUCCUACUCUGCCUAACUGAUUAUAAAAUAAUCAGUUGUUAUUUCUACGUUCAUUAUGAGCUAGCAGUUAGAUAUUUGUGUACGACUUGUAUGUACUUAUAAUUUACACUUGGCUAAAUGUACCCUAGUAGUACUAGUUUUAUCACAUCUUGUUGCAUGGAAUGCCGUCACGCAACACUUUACUGCUAAAGAAUUAGCAUCGCCCAUGGAAAUUGUCUUCUGCAAAACAAAAGGCAGAGACAGUUCCUCCAAAGGUCUAGUGCAUUUCACUUUGAUUAUUCCCUUCCUACAACAUGCUCUGUGUCCUUCUAGGAUGUUAUUCAUAAAUGAACUGAGAUUAGGACCAGUGCUUUGGGCAUGUUCUCACACACCUCUGAUAGAAGCAGCGUAGUGACUCUUCACAUGGUCGGCACCCAGCUGUUCAUGGGGCUCGGUUUCAAAAGGGUCUGACACUGACUCCUAGUGUCCAGUCAUCAAGAAUCAGGAAACAUUGAUUACCAAAAUAUGUCAGACUUAAAAGGAAUUUGACUUGGUGGUUGGUGCAUGACAGCAGAUAGUUUGACAAUGGACAACAAGACAACAUAGUGCAAGGAAUAAGAUACAAUAUAAUGCUAUGGGUUAGCAAUCUAAAGCUAUGGGUUAGUUUAAAAGUAAGGGAAUAAGAGUUUAAAAAGUUAAAAAUAAAGUGCACCAGCGACAGAAAGUGACAAGUGAAAGUGACAAUCAUCCCACUGUAAUUUCCUUUGCUCCAUAUUAAAUGUGUUUUAUAUAUUCUCCACUUUACUAGUGCCCUCUUCAUGACAGCUUUUCCAUAAUUAAAUCAAGAGAUAAUCAAUUAACUCAUAAUUUUUUUACAAUUUCCCCAGCUAUGCUUUAAUCAUUAGCAUAAACUAGAACCUGAGGCGGCGCACUCUGAGAAGGUCAGUGAAGAGCUAACAUAGGGGCAGACACUUCUGUGAAUCAAAAGUCAAGUAUGUAGUUUUAGUUUACCACGUUACUUACCACAAUAUAUAGUUAACGUUUAGUUCCUAGCUCAAACACACCACCACAGAGUAUUUGUUUUUUGUAUGUGAAUCACUGCCAAUCAGAUCAUAAUGCCAUCUGGUGCUUGCACUUUUUAUUCCUUUAGAAAAACAGCUUCUCGGGCCAAAUCAUUAUGGUGUCUUUCCAGAUUUCACAACGCAACAAAUUACUAUUAUGGCCUUUUUAUACAAUUUGAUAGAUAAUGUGUUUAGCAGUUGAAUUCUAAGUCCUCCAUUGUGGCUCAACAGAUGUCUGUCAGAGCAGUGACAACUCAGGUGCGCUGAAGCCUUAAUGUCAACGGACCAUAUCUAGUUAACACUUAAAUGUUUCCUUGCUUUUGUUUAGUUGGUAACUGAUUCCUGUAUGUUUCCUUGCUUAACCACUAAUGAUUGAAUUAAUUAAUAAAUGCUAUUUGGUUCACAA
Messenger RNA from Pungitius pungitius (ninespine stickleback), 4442 nucleotides. RefSeq names its product caveolae-associated protein 1-like. Gene Ontology annotation, cellular component: cytoplasm; caveola. Gene Ontology annotation, molecular function: rRNA primary transcript binding. The coding region runs from base 308 to 1693 and encodes 461 amino acids. Gene Ontology annotation, biological process: termination of RNA polymerase I transcription; transcription initiation at RNA polymerase I promoter. Lineage: Eukaryota; Metazoa; Chordata; Actinopteri; Perciformes; Gasterosteidae. The record is from RefSeq and is a predicted model, not a curated record. The transcript is spliced from 2 exons.